Messenger RNA from Neofelis nebulosa (Clouded leopard), 5534 nucleotides. RefSeq names its product testis expressed 14, intercellular bridge forming factor (gene TEX14). Bases 535 to 4908 code for a protein of 1457 amino acids. Gene Ontology annotation, molecular function: ATP binding; protein kinase activity; protein binding. The record is from RefSeq and is a predicted model, not a curated record. NCBI's taxonomy places the organism in Eukaryota, Metazoa, Chordata, Mammalia, Carnivora, Felidae. Gene Ontology annotation, cellular component: kinetochore; intercellular bridge; midbody. The transcript has 31 exons. Gene Ontology annotation, biological process: mitotic sister chromatid separation; intercellular bridge organization; protein phosphorylation.
ACUGAGGAGGAAUGCUAGGUUUUCAAGCAUCCGCACCAUUUUAGUCGUGGUUCUUCCAAAUCCCAUCAUGUAGGGUUUCCCCAUAAAAUGCACAUCCUGACAGUAAAAAGAUGGAUGAAGACCGCAAGACAGAGACCAGGCCCUACACACGACAUCUCACCUCAGCCCUGCCCCUUGAGUGGAAACCUCAGAGUUAUUAAUAGGAAUGAGCUCCCUGAAUGGGGGUAACGCACACCCUGGCUAGUUACCGGUUUGGGAUAUAGAAUGGUCAUAUAAGGAUUAAUCGGUGUUUCCAUUAUAGGGUUCCACUUUCUUGGCUUUUCUUGUCGGGUGUCCCCCUUGCCUUCCCCCUUCUCCUUUCCGGCCCUCGCCCGCGCGAGGGAUUGUGGGCCAGCCCCCCAACGCCGCGGGGAGCACUGGGCGCCCAAUCCCCGCACUCACCCACUCUCUUUCUCCGCGAGUCCAGUGUGAAGCAUGGUGGUUUUAGAGACCGUUGGUUCAGCGCCUACCUGGCUUAAGAAGUAGCUGGAAAAGAUGUCUAGGGCUGUUCAUCUUCCAGUCCCCUGUCCUGUUCAACUUGGUUCCUUAAGAAAUGACUCCUUGGAAGCUCAGCUUCAUGAGUAUGUCAAACAAGGGAACUAUGUGAAAGUGAAGAAGAUUCUUAAGAAAGGAAUUUAUGUUGAUGCGGUUAACUCCCUGGGCCAGACUGCACUUUUUGUUGCGGCAUUACUAGGCCUUACGAAGGUAGUUGAUGUUCUGGUGGAUUAUGGAUCAGAUCCAAAUCACCGCUGCUUUGAUGGGAGCACCCCUGUUCAUGCAGCAGCAUUUUCAGGGAAUCAGUGGAUCCUCAGUAAACUGCUGGAUGCAGGGGGUGAUCUUCGACUCCAUGACGAGAAGGGUCAAAAUCCACAGACCUGGGCCCUGACAGCAGGGAAGGAGCGUAGCACCGUGAUGGUGGAGUUCAUGCAGCGCUGUGCCUCGCACAUGCAGGCCAUCAUACAGGGCUUCUCCUAUGACCUCCUAAAGAAGAUUGACUCCCCUCAGCGGCUCAUCAGUGGCCCACCCAGGCUUGGUGGCCUCAUACAGGGAAACCCUAAUGGCUCUCCUAACCGACUGCUUAAAGCUGGAGUCAUUUCUGCGCAAAAUAUCUACAGCUUUGGCUUUGGGAAGUUUUAUCUCACAGGGGGAGCACAGCUGGCCUACCUGGGAUCUCUUCCAGUAAUUGGAGAAAAGGAAGUGAUUCAAGCUGAUGAUGAGCCUACCUUCUCUUUCUUCAGUGGCCCCUACAUGGUCAUGACCAAUCUGGUGUGGAAUGGGAGCAGGGUCACAGUGAAGGAGCUGAAUCUCACCACCCAUCCUCACUGCAGCAGGGUUCGGCUGGCUGACUUGUUAAUUGCAGAGCAGGAACACAGCAGUAAGCUGCGGCACCCGCACCUGCUACAGCUGAUGGCUGUGUGCCUGUCCCAAGACCUAGAGAAGACCCGCCUUGUUUACGAGCGCAUCACUGUCGGCACACUGUUUGGUGUUCUCCACGAACGGCGGUCCCAGUUCCCCGUGCUCCACAUGGAGGUGAUUGUGCAUCUGCUGCUCCAGAUCUGUGACGCCCUGAGAUACUUGCAUUCCCGGGGGUUUAUCCACCGCUCCCUCAGCUCCUACGCCAUCCACAUUGUCUCCGCUGGGGAAGCAAGGCUGACCAACCUGGAGUACAUGAUGGAAAGCCAGGAUGGACGUGUACACAGGGACCUGACUCGAGUGCCCCUCCCAACCCAGCUGUACAACUGGGCUGCCCCGGAGGUGAUCUUAGAGAAGGCAGCCACAGUGAAGUCGGACAUCUACAGCUUUUCUAUGAUCAUACAGGAGAUUUUAACAGAUAACAUACCCUGGAAUGGCUUAGAUGGCUCAGUUAUUAAAGAAGCCAUAGUCUUGGGAAAUUAUUUAGAAGCUGAUGUAAGGCUUCCAAAACCUUAUUAUGAUAUUGUUAAGUCAGGCAUCCAGGUCAAGCAGAAAGACCGAACUAUGAACCUUCAAGAUAUCCGGUACAUUUUGAAGAAUGACUUAAAGGAUUUUCUCGGAGCCCAGAGAACUCAGCCAACUGAGAGCCCCAAGAUGCAGAGAUAUGAACUCCAUCCUGAUGUCAAUGUUUGUCUAGGACUGAUGUCAGAACAUUUGAAAGAGACCCCUAACUUGGAAAUAAAAGAGCUAAAGGAAACGGCAGGCAGUCGGCUUCAUUCACCCACGGAGAAAGCAACACCAGAUCCUCAGGUCCUAGAUCCAGGUCUGAUGGCCAAGGAGACUCAGAACCGAGAUGCUGCUUCUCCUGCCUGCUCUGUGAUGGAAGAGGACGCCAGGGGGCCCAGUCCAGGUCAGGCUAGCCUCUGCAGCUUUGAAAUCAAUGAAAUCUACUCAGGCUGCCUGGACAGGGGAGAUAACACGAAGGAGGAGCCCCCAGGAACUGAUUCAUCUGUUGUGGGAGCUGGACCAAGCCAAGCAGAUGAACUAAAGUCCAUGGAAGAAGAGUUGGAAAAGAUGGAGAGAGAAGCAUGCUGUUUUUAUGAUGAUGGUGAGAGCUCUUCAGAAGCUGACACAGAGCUCUCCUUUGAGGACUGGGAUUGGCAAAAUGGUUCUCUUAGUUCACCCAGCCUACCUGAGCUAGCCAGAGAAGCCAAGGGCAAUGGGAGCAAUAGGUGCAUGACCGAGGAGUACAUCAGUAAGUGUGUGCUGAAUCUGAAGAUUUCACAGACAUUAAUGUACCAGAAUGCCGAUUUGCUGAGGAAUACUGAACAGAAAAUUGAUAAACUUGAGAUGAUACAAAAGAGGCAGGAGGAGUACAGGUCUUUGUGGGCUUCUUCAAGAGAGUUUACAAACAUUUAUGACUCACCUUCAGCCUUGGGCCCCCCAGCUUCCACCUAUGUUCCACCUGUCAUGCAGCUGCCAAGAGGCCAGCAGCUGGACACCAGUGGCAAUUGCCAAACCCUGACAAGAUCUUCCAUGGUGAGAGACUUUCAAGGAGGACAUUUUGGCAAAAGGUCCAGGAAAAGAAGUGACUGUGGCUGGAAACCUGUCAUCCAAGUCUCUGAAGAAAGCCCUGGGGAUCAGCCAGAGAAGAGCCAUCAGCUGCCAACUUUUAGUGGACCUGGAAAACAGGGCACAAGUGAACAAUCGCAGCCCUCUCAAGGAGCCAAGCACAGUUUGGAAAGAAACAGGAGCCCAAAUACCAGCAGGAUCAGUGUGGAAUCUGUGUCUUCUGAAAUCUGUCAUACAAAGUUAAGAAAUAACGAAGAUGAUGGAGAGGUACACUUAAAAUGGAAAUUGGAGGUGAAAGAAAUGGCAGAGAGAGCAGCCACCGGGCAGCUGGCAGUACCACCAUGGCAUCCUCAGAGUAGUGCGACUUUAGAGGAUGAAGUUAAAGAUGAGCCUGAUUCCCUGCUGCAGCCCCCGCUUGGGGACCCUGAGAAAGUGGGUUGGCAGUGCACUCUAGAGUAUCCCAGGGAAAAUAAUGAGUCAAGAGAAAAUGGCAAAUGUAACAAAAUGGGUAACAGUGACUAUGACAGUGACCAGCAUGGCAAACAGCCUGGACCUCAAAGCUUCAACAGUAUCAGGCACCUGUCUCCCAGCAAAAAUGUGUAUCCAGAGCAUAGUGAAGUCUUUCAAGCAAGUUCUGACGCAUCUGUGGUCAUUGAGAAAUCUUACAGUGAUCAGUCCAUGCAAUCAACUUGUUCACCAGAGUCUUCUGAGGAUGUAACAGAUGAAUUUUUAACUCCAGACUAUGAAUAUUUUCAUUCUUCAACUGCUCAAGAAAACUUAGCUCUAGAGACUUCAAGUCCUAUGGAAGAAGACUUUGAAGGAAUACGAGAUGCAUUUGCCCAACCUCGAGGUUCUGGCGAAGAAAAGUUCCAAAUGAGAAAAAGCCUUGGAAGGAAUGCUGAGAUUUUGACCAGGUCUCAAUUCCAACCUAUACGAACUACUGAAGGUGAACAAGAGGAGACAUUAAAGGAAUCACCAAAGGAGCCGAAAGAGAAAGACAUAUCACUGACAGACAUUCAAGACCUGUCUAGUAUUUCCUAUGAACGAGAUGGUUCCUUUAAGGAAGUCUCAUGCAAAACACCCAAAAUAAACCAUGCACCUACAAGUGUCAGCACUCCACUCAGCCCAGGGUCAAGUUCUUCAGCUGCCAGUCGGUAUAAAGACUGCCUUGAAAGUAUCACAUUUCAGAUUAAAACAGGUUCUACCUCAUGCUGGAACAGUCAGGAAUCCAUUCAAACUUCAUCUGAUAGAUUUACAACUGUUCGAGAGAAAGCAAAGAGCCUAGAUUCCUUUCUUACUUCCUCUGAAACUGCCCCUUCAAGACUGACCGAUCUCAAAAGAUUGCCUGCAUUUACUGGGGCCGGUUCCUCCAGCAUUGCUAAGUCACCUGACACAUCAUCCCAUGCCACCCAGAGAAGGAGCCUGCAGAAAGCAUUAGUAGAAGCCAUUUCACAGCAUCAUGUUGAUGAGCUACCACCACCAUCUCAGGAGCUGCUUGACGAAAUUGAGCACUUGAAGCGACAGCAGGCCUCAUCCACAGUGUUGCGGGAGAACACAGCAAGUUAUCUGGGUGUCACUGUAAAUGAUCAAAGGCACUUAGAAGAACAAGAAACUAACAGUAAAAAAGAAGAUAGCAGUAUGCUCUGGACCAAAGAAACUCAGGAUCUAGAAGAGGACACAGAGAGGGAGGCAAAUACCAAGGAUCAAGAAGUUGGUGAAAAGAAGAGAAAAGGGGAAGAAAGCUUCAAGUCAGAGAGAAGGAAAUCAGACAGCUUUUUAGGCAAUUCUGAAGAAGAGGAACUAAAACCCUGUUUUUGGAAGCGACUGGGUUGGUCUGAACCAUCCAGGAUAAUCGUGCUGGAUCAGAGUGACUUGUCAGACUGAUGGGAGUUGGAUCGUACAUGAACUCCUGGCCUGAGUUUGAGCAUCCUGCUUGUGAGCUCCCGUCUCUCCUCAUCUGCUUCAGUCACCAUCAGGGCAGUGAUUCUGUAGCUCAUACUUUGUUCAACUGCCACAAUAGACAGAAUGGCUGGCCCUGUCUGCACCGCAGUUAACCAUCUGUUUUCAGUUCAGAUUUCUGAAAAGUGAAAGGUAGUUUUUAUUGUAAAAUUUUCUCAUUGUUCCCAGAAUGGCUUUGGUUUUGGUUUUGUUGGUACAGAUUUUUGAAAACUUUAAUUCCUGUUAUAUAAUAAAAUGUUUACUUUUAAUACCAUUUAGGUUUUAGCUGUGUAAGAUAUUUCUGUGUUUUAGUUAUUGGGAGAGGAACUGCCACCCAAAGAGGCUUCAAUAUCUGUUAUAAAGUUUGACAGAUAAGCAAUGACUGCUACCACCUCUCAUAUAAGCCGGCACCAGUCAUCCAUAUUUUAGAACAGAAAUAAUGCCCUCCUCUUGGCCAGGAUUGCCAUAUUCCCAUUCCAGCUAGAAUUUACUUACAUGAUGAAAGUACAGGUCGGAGUAAAAGUCCAAGAUAUUUUGAACCCUUUAAAGUGAAUAAACAUCAUUUAUGAGUA